Ostertagia ostertagi is the source of this 186-nucleotide messenger RNA. NCBI's taxonomy places the organism in Eukaryota, Metazoa, Nematoda, Chromadorea, Rhabditida, Trichostrongylidae. The record is from the annotation of a GenBank genome assembly.
AUGUCCUCGUCUUUGGCUCUGGUGGAUACAGUCGGUUGUUUACCCGCUAGCAUGCGGUUAUUCGAUGUGGGUGGUCAGCGAUCAGAACGGAAAAAAUGGAUUCAUUGUUUCGAGGAUGUAACGGCUAUAAUCUUCUGCGUUGCCAUGUCCGAAUACGACCAAGUGCUCCAUGAGGACGAAACUACG